Messenger RNA from Malaya genurostris, 3105 nucleotides. It is a transcript of the gene mtm, whose product is annotated as myotubularin-related protein 2. The record is from RefSeq and is a predicted model, not a curated record. The transcript has 5 exons. NCBI's taxonomy places the organism in Eukaryota, Metazoa, Arthropoda, Insecta, Diptera, Culicidae. Gene Ontology annotation, biological process: dephosphorylation. Gene Ontology annotation, molecular function: phosphatidylinositol-3,5-bisphosphate 3-phosphatase activity. The coding region runs from base 302 to 2122 and encodes 606 amino acids.
UGAUUGCUCUACUAACGGUGUCUGUCAUCGUUUGAUGGAAAAAGUUGUCCAUUUUUCUUCCGCAAUGGUCUUCUAAUUUUUGUUUGCUUCUAUGAUAAAUUGGCACUGGUUUCAUUAUAACGAAUUGAUUAACAUCGGUUGUUUACGUGAAAGAGUGGCGGUGGGAACAGCACGAAAACUCGAGUUGGAGUAGAGAUAUUUGCUACGUUGGAGUGCUCGGAGUGUUACGUCAAUAACACGUAAACAGAAUUUCUCUGAUAGCGGGGGCGUAGUCUGAUCGGCAAGGGAAACGCCAGACAAAAUGGAUCACCACAACUCGGACUUUCAUCGCAGCUCUAACUCACUCGAUUCUGAUUCGAAGUCAAGCUCGUUAAACUCCAAACACGGAAUGGAUACGAUUGUUGCCAAUGAAUCGUCUUUCACCUACCUUUCCGGUGAAAAUAUGCAGGAUAUAAAAAAUGACGUGUCCUACAUCUGUCCGUACAGUGGACCAGUGGUAGGCACAUUGAAUAUUACAAACUAUAGACUGCACUUCCGCUCCCAGCCGUCAAGUGAUAAGGAUCCGGUUGUAAUUGUUGAUUGUCCACUUGGAGCAGUGAGCCGUAUUGAGAAAGUCGGAGGAGCAAGUUCCAGGGGUGAAAAUUCGUACGGUAUCGAUAUUUUUUGCAAGGAUAUGCGUAAUCUAAGAUUCGCACAUAAGCAAGAGAAUCAUUCAAGGCGAACAGUAUUCGAGAAGCUACAAUUGUAUGCGUUUCCCCUGGCUAACAAUGGACAACUGUUUGCUUUCAACUACAAGGAAAAAUUUCCAGAAGACGGUUGGAGUGUUUACGAACCGGUCGCAGAACUUCGACGAAUGGGAGUAAAUAGUGCCAAUAAUGACACCUGGCGAAUUACGAGGAUCAACGAAAAGUACGAGAUUUGCGACAGUUAUCCUUCGGUUUGGGCUGUUCCGAAAUCAGCCAAAGACGAUUUGAUCAAACAAGUGGCAAAUUUCCGAUCACGGAAUCGUCUUCCGGUUCUUUGUUGGAUCCACCCGAAAUCACUGGCCACUAUUACUCGUUGCUCGCAACCCCUGGUCGGAGUUAGUGGCAAACGAAACGAUGCGGACGAGACCUACAUCAACUACAUUAUGGAGGCAAAUGCACAAUCGGAUAAGCUGUCGAUUUUCGACGCUCGACCGAACGCGAACGCCAUCGCUAACAAGGCCAAAGGAGGCGGCUAUGAAUCGGAGGAUGCGUACAAAAACGUCGAGCUAACAUUUCUCGACAUUCAUAAUAUUCAUGUGAUGCGUGAGAGCUUGCGAAAGUUGAAGGAAAUUUGUUUCCCGGCUAGCGAUGAUCAAAAGUGGCUUUCGGCGGUCGACAGUACCUACUGGCUGAAGCAUAUCAAGUGCAUUUUGGCCGGUGCGGUACGAAUCGUCGAUAGGAUCGAAAAUAUGCGCAUGUCGGUUGUUGUUCACUGUUCGGAUGGAUGGGAUCGUACCUCGCAGUUAACGGCUCUGGCUAUGCUCUUACUUGAUCCUUACUAUCGUACAUUGAAAGGCUUCGAAGUAUUGAUUGAAAAAGAGUGGCUUAGCUUUGGACACAAAUUUGAACAACGCAUUGGUCACGGCGACAAUCAUCAUUCGGAUGCCGAUCGGUCCCCGGUAUUUCUGCAGUUUAUCGAUUGUGUGUGGCAAAUUUCCAAACAGUUUCCGCACGCUCUCGAGUUCAAUGAGUACUUCCUGAUAACCGUGCUCGACCAUUUGUACUCGUGCCGAUUCGGAACGUUUCUGUACAACACAGAACGGGAGCGUACACAAAAUGAUCUAAAGACCCGUACCGUCUCACUGUGGUCGUUUAUCAAUUCCUCGCACGAACAGUAUCGCAAUCCGUUGUACGGAGGCCGAUAUAUAGCCACCCUUGCCGUACUGAAGCCGGUGGUCAGCAUGCGACACAUACGACUCUGGAAGGGUCUCUACUGUCGAUGGAAUCCAAGUAUGCGACAGCAAGAUCCCGUCCAUCAGCGAACCCGGGAACUGCUGGCCCUUCAGGAGCAGUUGCUCAAGCAGGUGGAAGAAAUUCGGCUGGAGAAAAACCAAAGGACGCAUCAGCAGACGCGGCUCACUUCGCCACUGCAUUAGUGGAGCGGUUUGCUGUUUUCUUAUAUUGAUUCCCUGGAACAUACGCAGUAAACGGACUAUGGGAAUAGUUGAUUGGGUUUCGAAUAGUGGUCAUCAUCUCUGUGAGAGAAUGCGCUUGCUUAGAACAUUAUAAAACUUCCGUAAAAGUACUGUUUGUUGUUUCUCGAUUUUGAACAAAGUGGUUUAGUAAGUAUUCCUAGAAGAGUAAGUGCAGUAUAAAUAGUAUGUACACGUGAUCGAGCCUUCAAAGGGAUCCACACUCGCUGUGUUCUAGUAAACAAACCAAUAGGCGCGAAUGCAUGUGUGAAUGCGUUGGAGUUUGGACUAAACAAACAGAUUCAAAUUAGUGAUAAGGAGGAAAGUGCCGCAAACAAAUUUGUCGUCUUAUAUUUAUAGUUUUGCAACUCACAUACCCCAUAAUAUAUAAUAUGUAAGCAAAGAUUGUGCUUGCUGGAUAUACAAAUAGUUACGUCAGCUGCAAAUAGUUACGCAAUAUGAGUACAGUUAUUAUUCCUUGGCCAAUGCUAGCUAGAAUAAAGCGAAAUGGAUACGUAUUCUGCAGAUAAGCUCGAUAAGUUUUGCAUCCGAAGGAUAAGGCUUGUCCACGAAUGCUUGGGUGUCAUUUGUUUUGACCAAUAAUCGACGCGCUAGGACCUAUGGGAUUAGUAUUCUGGUUUGUAAGCCAAAUUAUCAUAUGUCAUACUGCCCGCACUUUCUUCUCGGUUUAUGUUCCGAUGUUUAUUUACGAUAUUUAUUUUCGAUAUUUUCUCAACUACAACAAUUGCUACAAUUGAGUUUAAAAACUUUAGAAUAUAAAAUCCUGUUUUGAAUUCAGUUAUUAUUUUUCAAAUUUUAUUCAAUAUUUUUUCGAUUACCGACAAAGUUAUGUAUUGUGGUAUGAAGGUCCAAGGGAUGUCAAAAUAAAUGUACAUUCAAUCCAUCAUGUAUUACAACAUGCCUGUAGUGAAAAAUAAAAAUAUUUC